AAUAUUUUCAACAAACAUGAUCUGUUCUUUUUAUUCAUUUUUUACUUCAUCUAAAUUUAAAUUAUACAUUUCAGGCUACACGACUAAUGCAUUAUUCAUCAUUGCUAUAUUUUGUUAUCAGUAGAGCUAAUUGUGCAAUAAUGUCAGUGAUUAUUUAAACGAAACCAGACUUGAAUUAUUCCUUGGUUUCCAAGUUUUAAUUUGUGUACUUAAAGGGUUUCAAAUUUUAUAUAGAAGACUAUCAUAAAAAUAUUUUUUACUGCAUUUGAUAUUUUAAAUUUGAUUAAAAAAUGCAUAUAAUCUAUCAUUAUGAUAAGCGCUUUGUCAGAUCCAAGGCUUUUCAAGAUAACUAUUGCUGUGGGGAUAAGUGUACUCAGGUGGAACCUGUAAUUCAUAGCUUCCACAAAGCGACUGAAGAGAUAGAAGUGAAUAGCUCGCCCAUAUUGGAAAAUACUGAAUUAUAUAAUUUUUUUAUUUCCUAUAUAGGAAAACAAAAAGUUUCCUAAUAAAACAUAAGUCCUUGCACUGUUUAUCAAUCGCCUAUCACUUAAAUGUUUCGGAAAGUAUGUACCGUGAAAUCGAUCUUCGGUGCUGUGCAUUCGUCCACCGAGGCAUCUGUUGCAUCGAACGUAUCGCCCAGAGUGCAGCAGUUCAGAGAAUUAUUAAAUCGUACAAGUGACAAUGACAUGCUCACAGAUUCAUAUGGAAGGCAUCAUACAUACCUACGUAUUUCUGUUACCGAACGCUGUAACCUCAGAUGUUUGUAUUGUAUGCCAGCUGAGGGAGUUAAGUUGACAAAAAAUGAAGGUAUUUUAAAAACAGAUGAAAUAAUCAAAAUAGCAGAUCUAUUUGUAAAGGAAGGUGUAAAUAAAAUACGCUUAACCGGUGGGGAACCAACUGUUAGAAAGGAUAUUGUAGAUAUUAUCAGUAACCUGAAACAAUUGCCUGGCUUGAGACAGGUUGCAAUUACUACCAAUGGAUUAACAUUGCCACGUCAGCUACCAUCGCUUCAGAGAGCUGGAUUAGAUGCAAUAAAUAUUUCACUAGAUACAUUAAGGGAAAAGCGUUUUGAACAAUUUACACGUAGGAAAGGAUGGUCCAGAGUCAUGGCUGCAAUCGAUUUAGCUAUUCAAUUAGAUUACAAACCAGUGAAGGUGAAUUGUGUAGUAAUGAAAAAUUUCAACGAUGACGAGAUAGUUGAUUUUGUUACAUUAACGAAAGACCGACCGAUCGAUGUACGUUUCAUCGAAUAUAUGCCUUUUCAAGGGAAUGAGUGGAAUCAGAAUAAAAUGAUUCCCUUUAAAGAUAUGAAACAACUUAUUAGGGAUACGUAUCCUGAUCUACAACGUCUUCCAAACGACUACAAUGACACGUCCAAAGCAUAUCACGUUCCUGGAUUUACUGGUCAAAUCGGAUUCAUUACGUCGAUGAGCGAACAUUUUUGCAGUUCGUGCAAUCGUUUAAGAAUAACCGCAGAUGGUAAUUUAAAGGUUUGUUUGUUCGAAGGAAAGGGAGAAGUGUCCCUUCGAGAUGCCUUACGGAACGGAGCAUCCGAUGAUACUUUAAAGGAAAUGAUCGGAGCCGCAGUACGACGUAAAAAGAAGCAACACGCAGGAAUGUUCAAUCUAUCCAAGAUGGAAAAUCGACCAAUGAUUCUGAUUGGUGUUGAAAAGAAAGUCGUACGAAAUUACAAUUACUUACGCGUUAACGUGUCGCGCCAGCAUUUAAUGAUCGGCGCGGGAUUAGAAUUCAAAAUCAGCGAGACCGCGAGAGCGUUCUCAUCACUCUCGCACGUGGAUCCGAGCGGUAAAGCGAGCAUGGUGGACGUCGGUUCGAAAGUCGACACUAAACGCGUCGCGAUCGCGAGAGGAAUCGUGCAAGUUGAUUCGAAUAUAAGCAAAUUGAUCGCCGAGAAUAAUGUGAAGAAGGGCGACGUUUUAACAGUAGCACAAUUAGCCGGUAUUAUGGCAGCGAAACGUGCUUCCAAUUUGAUACCGUUGUGUCAUCCACUUCCGCUGACUUACGCGAACGUAUCGCUGCGUUUGGAUGAAGAAUCGCAUCGUGUGGAGAUCACGGCGGAAGUCAGAUGCACCGGUAAGACCGGUGUAGAAAUGGAGGCUCUGACCGCUGUUAGCGUCGCUGCUCUAACGGUUUACGACAUGUGCAAGUACGCGGCGUCUCCGAAUUCGAUGAAGAUAACGGACAUCGUAUUAGUUUCUAAAACCGGUGGUACAAAGGGUAAUUUUUAUAGAGACUAAACAUUCCAUUCGAAGAGCAUAAUAUAUCUAAUUAAAGAUAGAAGUAAUUUAUACAAACAAUUUUAUACAUAAAUAUAUAUAUAUAUAUUUUAAACAAUUGUGCAAUUGUUAUAAUGUAUUCAGAUUUUAUUACGUUUGUUGUUACAUAGAAUUUAUAUCUUUAGGACUACUACGAGAAUACGUACGUGCCUGUGAAACUAGAAAUUAAGAAAAUCGGUAUAUAUAUAAAUAUUUAUCUUGAUUGAA
Ceratina calcarata is the source of this 2504-nucleotide messenger RNA. RefSeq names its product Molybdenum cofactor synthesis 1 (gene Mocs1). The transcript is spliced from 7 exons. Lineage: Eukaryota; Metazoa; Arthropoda; Insecta; Hymenoptera; Apidae. Gene Ontology annotation, molecular function: 4 iron, 4 sulfur cluster binding; cyclic pyranopterin monophosphate synthase activity; metal ion binding. Gene Ontology annotation, biological process: Mo-molybdopterin cofactor biosynthetic process. Bases 552 to 2258 code for a protein of 568 amino acids. The record is from RefSeq and is a predicted model, not a curated record.